UUUAAAAUUUCAAGUGUUUGAUGUUUAUUUUGCGCGUGCCGCCUUGUAGUUGGAAAAAUUCCGAUAGCGCGUAAAGGCAGCAGGACGCCGCUGCUGUUGAGGUUGUGUAAAGAGGAGGAGGUGAACGCACCAUGGCUGCUCUUUUUAAAGCAAGGAAAGCUCUCAGCUUGUGUCUGGCCGGAUGUCGGAGUCUGUCUCAGCUGGCUGAGCUUCCAGAGACUCAUCAGAUCCUGAGACAGACCUGCAGAGACUACGCCGACCGGGAGCUGAGCCCCAUCGCGUCCCAGCUGGACAAAGACCACACCUACCCCAGGAAACAGAUCCAGGAGCUGGGGGCGAUGGGCGUCAUGGCGAUGGAGGUCCCGGAGGAGCUGGGGGGGGCGGGGAUGGACUACCUGGCCUACAGUCUGGCUAUGGAGGAGAUCAGCAGAGGCUGCGCCAGCACCGGGGUGGUGGUGUCUGUCAACAACUCUCUGUACAUCGGGCCGAUCCUGAAGUUCGGGUCGGAGCAGCAGAAGGAGCAGUGGAUCAGUCCGUUCACCACCGGGGAGAAAGUCGGCUGCUUCGCCCUCAGUGAACCAGGUAACGGCAGCGAUGCGGGAGCCGCCUCCACGGUGGCUCGACAGGACGGAGACGAGUGGGUCCUGAACGGGACCAAAGCCUGGAUCACCAACAGCUGGGACGCCUCGGCCACCGUCGUCUUCGCCACCACCGACAAGUCGCUCAAACACAAGGGUAUCAGCGCCUUCAUCAUCCCGAUGCCACAUCCAGGACUCUCUCUGGGGAAGAAGGAGGACAAGCUGGGCAUCAGAGCCUCGUCCACCGCCAACAUCAUCCUGGAGGACUGCAGGAUUCCUCUGGGGAACAUGCUGGGUCCUCGGGGAGCGGGCUUCAAAAUCGCCAUGCAAACCCUGGACAGCGGGAGGAUCGGCAUCGCGGCUCAGGCCCUCGGCAUCGCUCAGGCUGCGCUGGACUGUGCGGCCGACUACGCCCAUAAAAGGACUGCGUUUGGAGCCCCCAUCGGGAAACUGCAGGCCAUACAGUUCAAACUGGCCGACAUGUCCGUGGCCGUAGAAAGCGCUCGUCUGCUCACCUGGAAGGCUGCUCUCCUCAAAGACUCAAAGAAACCCUUCACGAAGGAAGCAGCCAUGGCCAAACUGGCAGCGUCUGAAGCCGCCACCUUCUGCUCUCAUCAGGCCAUCCAGGUUCUGGGUGGGAUGGGCUACGUGACAGACAUGCCGGCGGAGAGACACUACCGGGACGCUCGCAUCACCGAGAUCUACGAGGGCACCAGUGAGAUCCAGAGACUAGUCAUAGCCGGCCAGCUGCUGAAGGAAUACCAGAUAUAAGCUCAUGUGACUCAGUGGCUCCGCCCUCAGGAGAAACGGUUUCUCAUGUCCAGCCACCAGAGGGCGACAGAGUUCCUUCAUGUGCAUUGACCCACAUCUGAUUCCUCCCCUCUGUCGGUACUGACUCUGUCCUCUGAGUGUUCGUCAGAUACUUGAAUAAUGGAAAUAAAGAUAGUUUGAAGCAGGUUAAAUAAUAUGAGGAGGUUUCUGGAACGUGUCCGCCUCUCGUGCCUCAACAGUUUGUACAUAUUUUUAUUGUAAUUUAUUGUGUCCAGAUGAUCACGAGAAAAAAUACAGUCGUUUGUGAUUUGUCAAUGGAUUUUAUUGCAACAAUAAAAAUGAUCUAUGAGGAACUCUAAA
Mugil cephalus (flathead mullet) is the source of this 1709-nucleotide messenger RNA. RefSeq names its product acyl-CoA dehydrogenase short chain (gene acads). Gene Ontology annotation, cellular component: mitochondrion. The record is from RefSeq and is a predicted model, not a curated record. NCBI's taxonomy places the organism in Eukaryota, Metazoa, Chordata, Actinopteri, Mugiliformes, Mugilidae. Gene Ontology annotation, biological process: butyrate catabolic process; fatty acid beta-oxidation using acyl-CoA dehydrogenase. The transcript has 11 exons. The coding region runs from base 132 to 1349 and encodes 405 amino acids. Gene Ontology annotation, molecular function: flavin adenine dinucleotide binding.